Messenger RNA from Meleagris gallopavo (turkey), 1676 nucleotides. NCBI's taxonomy places the organism in Eukaryota, Metazoa, Chordata, Aves, Galliformes, Phasianidae. The record is from RefSeq and is a predicted model, not a curated record.
UUUCGGCUGCUGAAGGGCGCUCCGCCCGCAGGUUGCGGGGACCUGGAGCGGUUCCUGGCCGCCCUGUGCUGCCGGACGGACGCGGUGCUGGAGGCCGCUCGGAAGCUGCUGGAGGACGAGCGGGCGCCCCGCAGACAGAGGCUGCUGACGGAUCUGAUCCACAACCUGAGCGGGGACGGCGCGGCCGAGCGCCGGGACGAGGACGGGAAGUGGUUCGAGGGUCUAGAAUCUCGUUUCAAGAACAAAUCCAGCUAUAUGCGGUACAGCUGUGAAAGCAGAAUACGAAGCUACAUGAAAGAGGUUAGUAAUUUUAUUUCAAAUGUUCAUCCUACAGCAAGAGAUGCAUAUAAAAGGAUACUCGACCUGAUGUCGGAUAAACUGAAAUCUGUGAAAUAUAAUGGCAGCUACUUUGACAGGACAGAGGAGGAGGCAGCGAUGCGCCUGUGCACAAAGGAGGGAUGGUUCUCUUGUCAGGGCCCUUUUGACAGAGAUGACUGCCCAUGUAAGCAUUCUAUCAACCCCUAUACUAACAGGGAAAGCAGAAUCCUCUUCAGCACCUGGAACCUCGAUCACAUAAUAGAAAAGAAACGUAGUGUUGUCCCAGAACUGGCAGAAGCUGUCAAAACACGAGAUGGAAGAGAAGUGAACUGGGAGUACUUUUAUCAGCUAUUGUUUACACUGAAUAACCUAAAACUUGUACAUAUUGCUUGCCAUAAGAAAACCAAUCAUAAUCUCAGCUGUGACAAAACUAAAAUUUACAGAAAAAGGAAGCAAACCCGUGAGAUUUCAUAGUGCUCUCUUUGGAAGCAACUUCUGGUUUUGUUUUUUUUCCAUUUCAAAAUCAUGUAAGAUGGCAUCAUGUUUAAAUAGCUCUUGUUUCUUAAACAAAGCCUUACUUAGCAAGUCUCUUCUGCCAAGGCCUUCUUCCUUUAUCACCUCCAGUGCAUUAAUUGAACUGCAAUCUCACAAAGCACGCGUUCAGAUCGUGCCUGAUUGUCCCACCUUAGGUGACACUGUGCAGAGUGUGAUAAGCUGACUCAUAGCUGCAGUGUGCAAAAUAGAGGCCAGAAGCUGACACUGAUGAUACCUUAUGAUUUCUUGCUUGCUGUGAUAAAUGUAGGUGCAAAAUGCAUGGUACAGAAACUGAACUUUUACAUGAUUCAAUGAUUCAAUGAUUCGAUGCAGAUUGAUACUGCUCUGAACGUUAAGCCAAAGAAAGAAUACUCUAGGGUAAUUAUUCUGUGCCUUCACUAGGAAGACAAGCACUGUACUCCAGACAGACCAAAUGAUUCAGCAGAGCUGCUGGCUUUUCUCUAUGAAAAUAUCUGCACUCAUCUGUGACCAUUCAAUCUACUGUUGCAUAGAUGCAGGUCUUCUAGGAAUAGGCAGGGCUGUGGUGCAUCUCUGCUUUUACCACCCUUGUGCUUUGUCAUCUUUCCCACUUGCCUCUCUGGAUUGAGCUUUCUUGAAGCAACACAUACAAUCUUAUUAUGCAGCAAUCAUGUUUGUCUGCAGAAACUGCUUCUGUAAAACAACUCUCUACCUCCCAGGUAACAAAAUACAAAUAGAUCAUUUUUUACACUUUUUUUUUUUUUUCCUAAAUAUCAGCUGAUAGCAACUGAACUCUCAGGGAUGAGAAUUUUUUAAAUCAAAAAAUAAAAGUAAAAUCACUGCCA